Clupea harengus (Atlantic herring) is the source of this 1722-nucleotide messenger RNA. It is a transcript of the gene riox2, whose product is annotated as ribosomal oxygenase 2. Gene Ontology annotation, cellular component: nucleolus. The record is from RefSeq and is a predicted model, not a curated record. Gene Ontology annotation, molecular function: histone H3K4 demethylase activity; histone H3K36 demethylase activity. NCBI's taxonomy places the organism in Eukaryota, Metazoa, Chordata, Actinopteri, Clupeiformes, Clupeidae.
CUCCGGAACUAUUGCAAUGGAAUAUGGUUCUGAACGGAUGUUGUUUUCAGUUGUACGCUGCCUAUCACGGAGCACACGGGUCUUGCUGCCGAAGCCAUUUACGAGACAUGCCAAGGAAAAGGGGAUCAUCGUCACCACCGUCCGCAGAAUGCCAGCACGCGGCCUCUGCUAAACAUAAAAAAGUGGAGGCAGAUGUCGGGUUUUCUCCAUUAAAUUUUGACACCCCGCUUAGUUUGUUUGAAAGUCUGAUUUCUCCUGUUGGCGUGGAAGAGUUCUUUCAGGAAUACUGGGAAAAGAAGCCCUUGUUUCUGCAGAGGUCUGACCCAGGCUUAGCCAGCUAUUACCAGUCCCUCUUCCAGUUGUCUGACCUGAAGGCACUGUGUAGUCAGGAUCUUGAGUAUGCAAGGGAUGUCAAUGUCUGCCGGUGUGUGAAUGGCAAGAAGAAAGUAAUGAAUAAAGAAGGACGUGUCAACUACAACCAUCUGAAAAAGGAUUUUGAUCAGAAGAAGGCCACCAUACAAUUCCACCAGCCUCAAAGAUUUAAGGAUGAGCUUUGGCGUAUUCAGGAGCGUCUAGAGAGUUUCUUCGGUUCUCUGGUGGGGUCGAAUGUGUACAUCACACCCAAGGCAUCUCAGGGGCUGCCCCCACACCAUGAUGAUGUUGAGGUGUUCAUCCUGCAGCUGGAGGGAGAGAAGCACUGGAGGCUGUACAGUCCCAUCGUCCCACUGGCCCGCGAGUACAGCGUCGCGCCUGAGGACAGAAUCGGCAGCCCAACACAUGACAUCAUCCUGAAGCCAGGAGACCUGUUGUACUUCCCCAGGGGUACAAUCCACCAAGCAGACACUCCUGCAGAAGUGGAUCACACCACACACCUAACUCUCAGUACUUAUCAGAACAUGUCUUGGGGAGACUACUUGCUGGACAUAUUUCCAGGUUUUCUGUUUGACUCUAUGGAGAGUAACAUCAACAUGCGCGCUGGAAUGCCCAGACAACUACUUACAAAUGUCAGUGUGGGUCCAGAGGUGUCCACACAGCUCUCUACGUUCCUGAGAUGUCUAGCAGAUAAGUUGGACAAGGGCAAAGAGGAGCUGCGCUCUACAGACAUGAAGAGAGACUUUGUGUCCAACCGGCUCCCACCUUACAGCAGUGACAACACAAACAUCAUGCCAACUGGAAAGAUGCCACAGCUGGAGGACCUUGUGUGUAUGAGAUUUAAGGACCAUGUCCUCGUCACAGUGCAGCCAGGUCAGGAUGAAGCAGAUGAGGCCACAGAGAUGGAGGUGUUUGUGGUGCAUUCGCUGAAGAAUAACAGAAAGAUUCACAUGAUGGGAGAACCAGAAGACGACCACGACCACGACCAUCACGACCACGGCGAGGACGAGGAAUGUCCUAGUCAGAGGGUCCAGGGUGUGCGCUUCCCUGUCUGUCAUCUGCCUGCCCUCAAGCAGCUCCAGGGCGCAGAGCGCCUCCUUGUGGCCGGGCUGCAGCUGGAGCCAGACUCCGCACGACUGGGCCUGGUGCUGGCGCUCUGGACAGAGGGGCUGCUGGAGGUCUGCUCACCCACGGAACAAUAGGAAUGUCUCCUUAAACCAGGCCGCUGAAUCACCACCUCACACAUAUGACCUUGUAUCCUCUCGUAAGCGGUUAUUGUCGUUGGGUUGUCUGUGAAGUGGUCGUCUCGGAAUGUCAACACCAAAUAAAAGCACGCCUGCCCUGUACCAA